GAGCCGACAUCGCGCCACUGCACUCCAGCCUGGGCGACAGAACGAGACUCCGUCUCAAAAAAACAAACAAACAAACAAGUUAACCCUGUCAACAUCUCGACUUUAAAUUCAAAGUAUUGCACAUGCACACGCUCAACAGCUCCCCUUCCUUCUCCAGGGGCAACACAAGCACAACCCCCGCACACUUACGAAUCUACACAACUGCGCAUUGGAGCGAAUGAGGUCAGGGCCCAGAAAGGUGGGGCAGGAACGAUCCCAGCCUUCAGCUAAUUCUGUCACCUCUAACGUCUGGGGCAAGAACGUUUCAGGAAACCAAGGGGGACCGAGGCUCAGCGCCAAAGAGAAAGACGCCAAGCUGCAGGACCUGUCGCGCCUCCCGAGCCGGGGUGGAGCUGACCCCGCCGAGUCCCGCCCCUGCCUGCGUCAGCCAGUGGUCCAGGAGCCGCUUUUUUCCACUCGGGAAGCCUUCAAAGAAGUCUCACAAAGGACUCUGCUGGCUGCUUUUCUCAGUGCCGAAUCCGCGCCAUGCUGGUUCUCAGAAGCGGCCUGAGCAGGGCGCUUGCCUCACGGACGCUCGCGCCUCAGGUGUGCUCAUCUUUUGCUACGGGUCCUAGACAAUACGAUGGAACGCUCUAUGAAUUUCGUACUUAUUACCUUAAACCUUCACAUAUGAAUGCGUUCAUGGAAAAUCUUAAGAAAAACAUUCGUCUUCGGACAACUUACUCUGAAUUGGUUGGAUUUUGGAGUGUGGAAUUUGGAGGCACAAUGAAUAAAGUGUUUCAUAUUUGGAAGUAUGAUAAUUUUGCUCAUCGAGCUGAAGUCCGGAAAGCCUUAGCCAACUGUAAGGAAUGGCAAGAACAAACUAUCAUUCCAAAUUUGGCUCACAUUGAUAAACAAGAGACGGAAAUUACUUACCUGAUACCAUGGUCCAAAUUAGAAAAGCCUCCAAAAGAAGGAGUCUAUGAACUAGCUGUUUUUCAGAUGAAACCUGGUGGGCCAGCUCUGUGGGGUGAUGCAUUUGAAAGAGCAAUUAAUGCACAUAUCAAUUUAGGCUACACAAAAGUAGUUGGUGUUUUCCACACAGAAUAUGGAGAACUCAACAGAGUUCAUGUUCUUUGGUGGAAUGAGAGUGCAGAUAGUCGUGCAGCUGGGAGGCAUAAGUCCCAUGAGGAUCCCAGAGUUGUGGCAGCUGUUCGGGAAAGUGUCAACUACCUAGAAUCUCAGCAGAAUAUGCUUCUGAUUCCUGCAUCAUUUUCACCAUUGAAAUAGUUUUCUACUGAAAUACAAAACAUUUCAUUAACUGCUCUAAGAUAUGUCUGCUAAUGGUGCUUAAAUUCUCCCAAGAGGUUCUUGCUUUUAUUUGAAGGAGGUGGUAAGUUAAUUAGUUAAUUUGCUAUGCUUCUUGCAUUUUUGAAAGUUACAUCUUCUCCACUGCUUUAAGAAAUAGUUCAGUUCACUUUCACCUUGGCAUUUCAGUAUCUGUUACACAUUAGAAGUAGUUGUCACUAUUUCAUCAUCUUGGUUUUUCAUUUGUUUUAGAAUACCUCUUCUGUAUUUUGAUAACUCAUUGCUUUAUAGCAUUUUCUUUUACUCAAAUAAGGAUUUUACAUUUCCUUGCCUGACAGUAUUUUUGAAUUAUUUAUAUAAAAUAGCUAUCUUUUCAUCAUGUCUGUAUUUCCUAAGAUUUAAAAAAAAAAUUGCUUAGUAAAGGUUAUUUUGUGAUAUAAAAUGGGAUUUAUAAAAAUAUUAGAUUGUUUAUUUCUUUACUGUGAAAAAGUACAAUGUCAUCUGUAUUAAUUAUUGCUUUUACAUUGAUUAUUAGUCAUUCUAACUUGGAAAAUAAUGCAAUUGGGUCACAGUGUUAAAAAUCUAGAAAAGACUUGUUGGUUUAUAUGCUGAAAUUGUUCAUUUAUAAUUAAUUUUACUAAUUUCUACUUAGUUUGGAUCACUAACAGAGAUCUUGGGACAUUUAUUUGUUUUAAAGAAAUAUUUAUGGUUAUGGAAAUGCUUGCCCUAAUAAAAAUCCUGCAUAUUCA
Symphalangus syndactylus (siamang) is the source of this 2036-nucleotide messenger RNA. Its product is annotated as protein NipSnap homolog 3B. The record is from RefSeq and is a predicted model, not a curated record. Gene Ontology annotation, cellular component: mitochondrion. Lineage: Eukaryota; Metazoa; Chordata; Mammalia; Primates; Hylobatidae.